CAUGACGACAGGUCCAAGGUGAAUGUGAUAAUUCAUGUGUUUAGUAACUUUUUAAAUGCUAGUGCUCACCCUGUCCAAGUUCACUGCAGGGACACUACUUGUGAGAGGAGCAAAUCAUAGAGGCCUGUAGGAUGGCCCAGGCAGACAGCAAGGUGCUAGUCCUGGGAGCACUGGCUGGAAUGGCCGGCAUAGGCUUGGCUGUGGUGGUUUACCAAGGCUUCAGGUCCGGACGAAGAGGCUCAUGGCCGGGCUUCUACCUCAACCGCAACGACGAACAGACUACCAGCCUCAUGCUGGUGGACGGUCCAGGUAUGCCCAGGGGUCAGGCUGUGGUGCUGGAGCGCCUCGAGGCCCUCAUCCAGUGCGUGUCAGAGCUGAAAGACGAGAUGAAGGCGUUAAAGGAAGCUCUGCCGACGCUGCCCGACCAAGUUAGGGAAGAGCUGAGGGGACGCGACGGGGCCGAGGCGCGUCGGGUUAGUCCCCUUCACAGGACCACGCCGACACGGAGGAAAAGGGCCGCGGGCACCGUCUCCGGGGCCAGACCUUCAGGACGGAGCUCAGAGGAAGCAGAGAGUGAGGGAGGGUAUAUGACUGCACUGACAGACUCUGAGGAAGAGGAGCAAAGCGAUGCAGAAGCGGGUGGCGAAGAACAGCCUGCGGACAAGUUGUCUUCCUUCCUCGAGAGGAUCGACCGUUUGCAUCAAGGCACUGAGUCUGACAAAAGAGAAAGUCUCAAUAUCCUACUAGAGCAGAGAGAAGAGUUUGGGCAGAACUCGACAUUUCUUUGGCGACUCAUCAGAGCUCACUGUGAUGUUCAUGACGUCAGCUCUGCUCUGGAAGAAAAGAAGAUCCACGCAGAAACCGGAAAGAAAGUUGGUGAGGAGGCGGUGAGGCUGAACCCAACAUGUGCUGAAAGUCAUCAGUGGUAUGCCAUCAUGUGUGGAAUGAUGGCAGAAUACGACACAGUACAGAACAAGAUAAGGAACGGAUACAUCUUUAAGGAUCAUCUGGAUAAAGCCAUCGAGCUGAAGCCGCAAGACCCCAUGUCCUACUACCUGCUGGGCCGCUGGUGCUACGCUGUGGCCCAGUUAUCCUGGAUUGAAAGGAAAGUCGCCGCCACGUUAUUUGGAGAACCUCCAAGCGCAACAGUGGCAGACGCGCUGAAGAAUUUUCUUAAGGUUGAGGAGCUCCAGUUGGGAUAUUCCAAACUCAACUACGUGUUUCUAGCUAAGUGCUACAAAGACCUGGGGCAGAGGGAAAACGCUAAGAAGAUGGUUCAAGCCGCUUGUUCAAUGAAUGCCGGUUCGAAAGAGGAUGAAGAGGCACAGAAGGAGCUGGACUUACUCUGCCCAGCGCUCGGAGUGUGACAUCACUGUGCAACACCGCAACCUUAUGGGAAUUUGUGUGUGUGCGUGCGUGUGUGUGUGUGUGUGUGCGUGUGUGUGUGUGUGUAUUGAAUUCAGAGGCCAUCAUUUUAAUUCACUCUGUGAGUGGAGGGAGGUGAGCUGUGGCAUUAUAUCAUCAUUGGGAACAAUAGGCUGUUAGUCAGAACCGUCCUACAGGUUUUUUUUAAUUGGUGUGUUAGACAAAUUUUUUAAAUAGUGAAAAACAAGUUUAACCACUUUACAAAAUAAUCUAAUUCAUUAGUUUGCCCAAUCUCAAAUAAUCAUCAAAUGUGAAAAGUGGGCAGAGAUCUCAGUUGUUUUUAAAGAUUGUACAGAAAACUGGAUAAAUCAUAAAUUGUAGUGAAUUCAUUGCCACUGUUAGUAUGUGUUAUGUAAACACUGUUGAUCUAUUUGUACAGCAGCUGUGUGUUACAAACGUUCUCUCUGAGGUCUGCUGGCUCUGAUACGCAGUCCAGAGUGUGUCUCGAGGAUACGUUUCCUUGACGACAAAGAAGGACACUUCACUUUUUGGGAAAGUGACCCACAGGACUUGUUGUUCCUUCCUGUUCCGUCCUGUUUUUUUCGUUGAGUGUCCCGCCACACGUUCAAGUGGCAAUAACAAAAGCACACCAGACAAUAGCGCACCCAAACAAAGAUCUUGGAAUGCCGUGACCACUGGAUGACCUCCUGCCCUCUACACUCUGCCGAACAUGAAUGCUCUGUGGCUACAUUUACAUGCAGGCAGCAAGCUGAUUACCUUCCUGACUUUCUAAAAUAAUUACACUACGCAGUGAACACACAGUCUCUUUUAUAGUGUCUUUCAUGAGAUCUCUAAACUGUGGUUGUUGACUCUGGCUUGUGUCCAGGAGGGAAGUGAACCACAAUUCAUCAUAGACUUACCUCCUGCCACUCAGCUAUUGUGACAGUAAUGCCACUCUAGUACAAUUCAGCGUAUUAAACUAAGACAUAACACACAGAAACAGAAGAUCAUUUGAUUGAUUUAAAGUGUGGCAGAACUGUUUUUAAAUAUCCCAUCAACAGCCUUCACUUCAUCUCUAUUCAGAACUGUCAGUUUUUCACAGUUAAAUAUAAUCACAUAGUUAUGUUGUUUCAAACAUUUAAACUAUGGAUUACCACCUCUGCAUAUUCAGGGGUUCUGAACAGGAGAUAGUUUUUUUCCCCAGUUGUAACCCUGCAGAAGGGUUCAUCUAAGUGCUUGUGAUUUCUCACAGGUUUUCCUCCCCUGUUUAUAUGGUUUUCUGACUCCCGCUCAGAUUUCAUAGCUCUUACAUUGUUUUUAAAUCUGCGCAAUCAAAAGUUGCUUUUAUUGAGACAUCUGGUUUUUUAUGAACUCCUACAGAUGUCAGAGAAAGUAGAGAGGCAUCCUAAACACGGCACUCUAACAAGUAAAAAAAAAAAAUGGCUUCAUGUUUAUAGAAGGCUACUAUUACACUGCACAUAUACAGCACCUAAUUAUACUGCUAACAGUUAAAUUAAGGUUUUUCUCAUGUUUCAGUUGAUGUGAAAAACACCCUGCUUCACCAGCCACAUGAUCUAUAAUGUUUCAUACACGUAAUGUCUUAAGAUGUUUAUUUUCGUCGAAGUAAGUGGAAACUUCCUGUGAGAUCAGGUGUCAUCGGUGCACUGAAGAACCAAUCAUGUAGCUCGAUGAAGGUGCUAUAAAUCACCUCACUGCUUUGCAUGUAAAUGGAGUCACUGAAGGAAAGUUGUGUUCUAGUUUUCCUCUGUGUGUCUCUGUGGCAGAAAUAUUGGACCUAUGGCUCUCUGAUAAUACUCUAAAGAAUAUGAGGCUAGAAAUAUUGGUACGAUUCUACCUUUAAAACAAACAAAACAAAAACUAAAUUUUCUCUUCAUUAGGUUGAAACUGAAAAGUAUAUUUCACAUUGAAUAUAACUGAUAAUGUUGCUUUUGAUUUACAACAUAUUAUUCAAAAUAAAACAAAUGAAAAUGGCAUAGACAAAAUGAUUGGUACCCUUAACUUAAUGCCUUGUAGUUCAGCCUUUGGAGGCAAUAACUGCAGUCAAGAACCUUCUGUACCUUCUCCCAACUGCAAAUAUCAGCUCUUUCCACUGGGAUGGUAUUCAGAUUAGGACUCAUAGCAGGCCACUUCAGAGCCUCCUCCAUGUCUUACAGUAGACAUGGUGUUCUUUUCUUUUGAAGGCUUCAUUUUAUCUUCUGUAAAUAUGGGGUUGGUGUGCUUUUCCGAAAAGCUCUGAUUUAGUUUCUUCAGUCCAAGGCACGUUCUCUCAGAAGGACUGUGGCUUGUCAAAAGUCCACUCUGGCUUUAUUUUGUUUCCCCUCUUAGAAGUGGUCUUCCUGGGUCCACCAUAUAGCCCAUUUUCUUUCAGAUAGUGACAGAUGGUGGGACUUGAAACUAUUCUACCUUGAACUUCAAGAUCAGCUUGGAUCUGCACUGAAGUUUUCCUUGGUUCUUUCUCCAUCAUUCAUGCAACCCUUCUUUUCAAUCUCAAGCCAAUUUUCCAUUUAUGACCACAUCCUGAGAUGUUGGCUACGGUUCCACUGGCCUUAAACUUCUUAAUAAUAUUGGCAGUACUGAUCACAGGGACAUCAAACUCUUUGGAGAUGAUCUUGUAACCUUUACAUUGACCACACUUGGCUAUUACCUUUUUCUUAAUCUCCUCCGACCACUCUCUCAAGUUUUCCUUCUGUUUUCCAUGGUCAGACAGCAGUUUGUAAUUUCCUCCUUUUAAACUGGCUGCAUGAGUGAUUAUAUGACUGAAAACACAUGCGAUACUAAUUAAAAAACAAUAGCCUCCUUAAAGUAUCACUACAAAUCAAUUGUUUCUUACGACUUCAGAAGGGUACCAAUAAUUUUGUCCAGGCUAUUUUUUAACGUCUUUGUGGAAGAAGCACAAGUUCAGUUAUUUUCACGACUUUUCUGUCUUGUUCCACGGCAAACCAAACACAGACACGCACUGAUGAUAAAAUAUCUCCUCAUUUCAGCACAGUUCAGGGCGAAUGGUUUAUUAUUUUAAUAAAAUGCAAGGGUACCAAUCAUUUCGGCCACGUCUUUAACAGAGGAUGCAAACCCAUUGCUCUGGCACGAUGUGAUGACUGCAUUCCAGAUCAGAUUACCCCCCCCACUCAAAUGUGACACGGUCAAAGUGAGGUUAUAUUUAAAUGUUGCUUUUAUUUUAUGCAUUCCUAAUUAUUUUACAUUUUUUAAUGAUUUUACUCAAUCUCUAUGCAUUUUAGACAUGCAUAUUCUGAGUUUUUUAUUCUGUUUACUCUUGAGAUUUAUUUAGGUGGAUUCUGUGGAUUUGGGGUCUGAUUGAUUUUAAUUGAAAAAAAAAAAGUUUUCAUUUGUCACUUUACAGAUUUUUCUACCAGCACUACGAAUGUAUUUGAUUUUCUUCAAAUGCCAAAGCAAGUACAAUAUCCCUCAUAAUUAUAUCUAAACGGAUACACUACAUAGAGAUUAUACUGUACAAUGUCAUGGAUGGUAUGCACUGAAUGAUUAAUGGUACCGGAGACUAUAAUUAAAUCUGUGCAAUAUGUGUGAUAUGUGUUGCCGGUUUGACGUUUGUCUUUCUUGUAUGAGAACAUAAACUUGUUUGUGUGCUUGUAAGUUCUGUUGCUGUCUAUGAGGAAUACCCUCGUGCAAUACUUCAUGUAAUCUGUAAGUUAUCAUUAAAAUUCACACUGAUUUUUUUUUUAUUAUGAACUUAACUGUUCUUUGUCCAACAAAAAAACGGAAUAACAGGCUCCUGCAUGAGUAAAAAUGAUUGUGCAGUUUUAAGGCUUCCCUUUUCCCCAGACUACAUUUUGUGCCAGGACAAUUUAGGAUUUGUUACUGGAUCUUAUUCAGGACAACUUCCCGCCAGUCUAGUCAUGUUUGAGCUUUUUUUUUUUUUUUUCCAUGGUCGAGCCACU
Scomber japonicus (chub mackerel) is the source of this 5300-nucleotide messenger RNA. Its product is annotated as regulator of microtubule dynamics protein 2. Gene Ontology annotation, molecular function: microtubule binding. The record is from RefSeq and is a predicted model, not a curated record. Gene Ontology annotation, cellular component: cytoplasm; mitotic spindle pole; spindle microtubule. NCBI's taxonomy places the organism in Eukaryota, Metazoa, Chordata, Actinopteri, Scombriformes, Scombridae. The transcript is spliced from 11 exons. The coding region runs from base 132 to 1367 and encodes 411 amino acids.